ACGGGAUUUUUAGUGCGACAUGGCGCCCGUGACUUGGGUAAUCCCACUCACCAUUACUGCCUUGCUUCUCCCUCUCAUUUUACCUUCCCAUAAUUCAAAGCAAAUGUUCCUUCAGCUGGGAGGCUAAAGCAAGCUUUUCUUCCUUCCUUCCCCAUCUACAUAUAACCCUUCUCUCUCAUUAUCCACUACUACUGCAACUGCAACUGCAACCCCUUUGGUCUUUGCUAAUUACAUACCAUCAUCGCCAAAAGCUAUGGCUACGAAAACAUUUCUUCUCCCAACUCUUGCCUUGUUUUCACUCUUUUUUCCUCUUACAGUUUCCAUCGACUUCAAUUAUCCUGCCAUUUUCAACUUCGGCGACUCCAACUCUGACACCGGUGAGUUCGCCGCCGGGCUCGGCGUUUUCCUUGAACUCCCCAACGGAGAAACAUACUUCAAAACCCCAUCGGGGAGAUUUUGUGAUGGUCGUCUCAUCAUAGACUUCUUCACCGCCCGCCGCCCUCCCCCUCCUCCUGCGUUAGCCAUGGCUUCCAUGGCAUGCAUUCUCCAUAUUCUCACCUUAGUACUGUUCAUCUGCAUCUGCUUACCUCUUUCCGAAUCCAUUCACUUCAAUUUCCCUGUGGUUUUCAACUUUGGUGACUCAAAUUCUGACACGGGUGAGCUUAUUGCCUCCGGGAUUGAGAGCAUUAACCCUCCUUAUGGACAGAGUUACUUCCAUAAACCAUCUGGGAGAUACUGUGACGGCCGUCUCAUUAUUGAUUUUCUCAUGGAUGCAAUGGACAAGCCAUUUCUAAACGCCUAUCUGGAUUCAGUUGGCUUGCCAAGUUUCCGAAGAGGGUGCAAUUUUGCAGCUGCAGGGUCCACCAUACUUCCAGCAACACCAACAUCUGUCAGCCCAUUCUCAUUUGGGCGCCAGGUGGCUCAGUUUCUCAGAUUCAAAGCGCGGGUUCUCGAAUUGCUAUCUCAAACUAAGAAACUUAAAAAGUACCUCCCAGCAGAAGAUAAUUUUGGGAAGGCGCUUUACAUGUUUGAUAUAGGCCAGAAUGAUCUUGCUGGUGCCUUUUAUUCCAAGUCAUUAGAUCAGAUACUUGGUUCAAUUCCAACAAUCUUGGUCGAGUUUGAAACAGGAAUACAGAAACUAUAUGAUCAAGGGGCUAGGUAUUUUUGGGUACACAACACGGGUCCUCUUGGAUGCUUGCCUCAAAAUAUUGCCAGAUUUGGAACUGACCCUUCAAAGCUGGAUGGGCUAGGAUGUGUCAGCUCCCACAAUCAAGCUGCUAAACUUUUCAAUCUGCAGCUUCAUGCUCUCUGUAAAAAACUGCAGGGCCAAUAUAAGGACGCAAAUGUCACAUAUAUUGAUAUCUUUUCCCUAAAGUCCAACCUCAUUGCAGAUUAUUCCCUAUAUGGAUUUGAACAACCUAUUAUGGCUUGCUGUGGGUAUGGAGGUCCACCACUGAACUACGACAGUCGCAUUAGCUGUGGGCAAACAAAGAUCUUGAACGGGACAUUGGUCACGGCCAAAGGGUGCCUGGAUAGUACUGAGCAUGUCAGUUGGGAUGGAAUUCAUUACACUGAGGCUGCAAAUGAGUAUGUCUCAUCACAGAUACUCACUGGAAAAUUUUCUGAUCCACCUUUCUCAGAUGAAAUGCCUUUCCUUCUGAAGCUCAAGUUCGAGAAAUAGAAUAUGCUUAUUAUUAUUAUUAUUAUUAUUAUAACUAAUUCAUUUUUUCUUUUUUCUGAUAUGUCAACUUCUUUGAGUAUUUGUAAGCCAUCAUUCAAAAUGAAAAGUUGGUAUCUUUACUGACUGGAAACUAGUAAUGCUGGAUGCACUUCAUCAUAUGAGGUGGGCUGUGUAGCCCUCAUCAAUUGUUUAUGUUAAAUGACGGAUAUUCGAUAUACCUCACUCCAAGCAGAUCUUUCACAGGUUGAAUUC
Molecule: messenger RNA, 1933 nt
Organism: Corylus avellana
Lineage: Eukaryota; Viridiplantae; Streptophyta; Magnoliopsida; Fagales; Betulaceae
Source: RefSeq, a predicted model, not a curated record